CGCGUGUACUUCCACUUUGAUUCUUGAAGCUUUUCAGCUGUACCAGGUCAGGAACCUGGUUUCUUGAAGCUUGUCAGCUGUACCAGGUCUCAUGUACAGACCCCUCCUAAAGCGUUUCUGCCGCUGUUGGGGUCCUUAUCUGGUUCACAUCUACAAUGGUUAACUCGCGAGAAUCCUCGCCUGAUUGGCUGCACGAUUUCAAGGCACCAGCUUCUGCACCUGUAAAUAUCUCGUCGUCAUCAACGUCGGAGUCGUAUGGUGUGCCCUCUUGGAGUGCGGGGGAAGUCAAUGAGGGAAAGAGAAGUCGGCCGCGAAAGAUUGACAGGCAAGAUGUAAGCAGUGACGACGAACCGGUUAGCAAGUUCAAGCGGCAGUCGUCCUCACAAGAGAUUAAUGAGGAAGCAAGUGGUCAGAAGAGGGAUCUGCUUUCGAGCGAAGCAAAGGUGAAAACCCAGGCAAAGAAAAGGACAAGAACAGAUGCGGGACUCGAGAGUGGCGGAGAUGGAGACGAUUCAGCCAAGAAGAAUGGGGUGCACGGGAAUGGUGACGUCUCGUGGAAUGGUCAGCGUGAAGAUGGCAGCGCUGCGAAGAGGAAGAAGGUUGAAGGACGCGGUAGGGGGAGAGGAGAAGGUGGGGGAGGAAGAGGAAGAGGGGCAGGCCGUGGGCGGUCUGCAUUGGGAGCAGAUAAGAAACUUGGCGGGGAGGCAAAGAAGGGAGGGGUGAUUGCCAAGGUAGAUGAGGGGAAAGGGAGAGGGAGGGGCACAGCCGGGCCUGAGACUGGAGUGCAGAAACAAGUGGGUCUGGAUAAAUGGCUGAGCACCAAGCCUGCCAUGCCAGCGCCUCCGCUUCAAGACACUGCGAAGGGACAACCGCUCCUGAAUGUGAAAAAGGAGUCCGGCAUAACUCACGAUGCUGUCACGAAGAAUGAAUUAAAUGACAUGGUUUGUGUCGAUGGCGGUAGAUUGGAGACAAAGGCGGCAGUGAAGAGGGAGCCUCUUGGGGGCAUCAAGGACGCAGCGAGGUGGAUGCAAAAUGACAUGGGUGACGAGAAGCCGGCAGAGAAGAAGGUAACGGGUGGAGGGGAGAAGAAAGGGAGAGAAGAGAUGAGAACGGCAGGGAUAAAAGAAGUGAAAAUGGAACUGAAAAGAGGGGACAGGGAGUUCAGUGAGGCGGUGACGGACGCGGAUGCGAUGGUAGAGGAGGAAGGAGAUGAAGAGGAUGGGACUAAGGGGGCAGAUGCGGCAGAAGACCUCAAGAAGAAGGGGAAGGUGAAAGUCUUGUCAAGGCUGCCAUUGAUGCUCCCGGAGAAAAUCUCAAGGACGAAGGUAAAGAUGAUGCUGUGGAGCUGGCCAAGGCACAUAUGUGCCUGCCUGGGGCCUCUUCACAAGGACCCCCUUCCGCUUCCGCCGCACAGCUUGACCUUAGUCUCUGAAAAGGCCAUCCAUUAAACCACCAGUUUAGCGCUGGCCAAGGCACAUAUGUGCCUGCCUGGAGCCUCUUCACAAG
This is a messenger RNA of Chara braunii, 1506 nucleotides long. The record is from the annotation of a GenBank genome assembly. Lineage: Eukaryota; Viridiplantae; Streptophyta; Charophyceae; Charales; Characeae.